GAGGCCUGAGAGCCCGCGGGUCCGGUAGGCCCCUGGACGCACCGGGACUCAGGACCAAUGUCCAUCAUGAACUCAGAGAGUGCUCCGAGAUUCCAGGUGCUCCCGCUACUUUUCCUGCUGCUGUUCCUGGCCGCCCAGCCUGUGACUGGCAAGGGCUGUGUCUGCAAAGGCAAAGGCCAGUGCCUCUGCAUGGGGACCAAAGGGGACAAGGGUGAGAAAGGCUUUCCUGGGCUCCCUGGAUUUCCUGGUCAAAAAGGAUUUCCAGGACCUGAAGGCUUGCCUGGACCACAGGGACCCAAGGGCUCCCCGGGGCUUCCAGGACUCACUGGCCCCAAAGGCAUCAGGGGAAUAACUGGAUUACCAGGAUUUUCAGGUCCUCCUGGACUUCCAGGCAUCCCUGGCCAUCCUGGGCCUCAAGGGCUGGCUGGUUUACCAGGAUGCAAUGGUUCUAAGGGUGAGCCAGGAUUCCCAGGCAUUCCAGGGACACCAGGCUACUCGGGGCUCCCGGGCCCUGAUGGUUUGAAAGGACAAAAGGGUGAACCUGCUCAAGUAGAAGACAGGGAAUUCCCUGGAAAAGGUGAUCCUGGGCCUCCGGGGGCACCAGGCUUCCAGGGUUUUCCAGGACCCCCAGGUUUUCCAGGGCCUGCUGGUCCACCAGGUCCUCCUGGACUUUUUGGUUUUCCUGGAGCUAUGGGACCCAGAGGAUCAAAAGGUCACAUGGGCAAUAGAAUGAUCGGAGAGAAAGGAGACCCGGGUGAGAAGGGAUCCCCAGGCCCUCCCGGGCUGCCCGGAACAGUGAUUGUCACACUCAGGCGCCCAUACAACAAAUCGGACUUCCAGGGAGAAAAAGGAGAUAAAGGAGAGAUGGGUGAACCUGGACUUCCUGGACCCCCGGGACCACCCGGAGACUCCUAUGGGGCAGUAAAGGGUGUGCCUGGAGAGCCUGGUCCUCGGGGAAAACCUGGAAAAGACGGAGCUCCUGGCUUCCCUGGCACUAAGGGAGCCAAGGGCAACAGGGGCUUUCCUGGGUUAACGGGCGAAGCCGGCAUUAAGGGAUGGAAAGGAGACCUUGGCCCCCCAGGACUCCGUGGUCCAACAGUGUAUUAUGAUGCAUACCUGGAAAAGGGAGAUAAAGGCAUGCCAGGCCCACCUGGGCCCAAAGGAGCUCGUGGCCCACAGGGUCCUAGUGGUCCCCCCGGAGUUCCUGGAAGUCCUGGACUGUCUAGGCCUGGCCCUAAAGGAUCCCUCGGACAGCCAGGCUUGAAAGGAAGGAAAGGGGAGAGAGGACCCACUGGAGAAUUCGCUAUUGGCCCUGCUGGACCCCCAGGAUGUCCUGGUUCACCAGGUCCACCAGGCCCACCAGGACCUCCAGGAAGUCCAGGUGACAUUAGUUUUCAGCCGGGUCCACCUGGUGACCGCGGAGUGCCAGGUGAUAUAGGACCUCCAGGAGACCCAGGAGUUGAUGGACCCAAAGGAGAGCCGGGCCUCCCGUGUGCACAGUGCCCUUGCAUCCCAGGGCCCCCCGGUCUCCCAGGAUCUCCAGGACUAGAUGGUGUCAAAGGAAUCCCAGGAGGACGAGGUGCACCUGGUAUGAAAGGAAAUCCGGGGCCCCCAGGAAGCACAGGUCUCCCCGGAUUUGCAGGAUUCCCAGGUGACCCAGGACAUCCAGGAAUUAAAGGGAGCAAAGGUGAAACACCCCUACCCUGGGGACAAAUGGGUGACCCAGGUGAUCCUGGACCCAGGGGUCCGCCAGGGAGAAGGGGCUUCGAUGGAAAUCCUGGACAUCCAGGAGUGAAAGGAUCACCAGGACCUAGGGGUGAACCGGCUCUGAGUGGAAGAAAAGGGGACCAGGGACCUCCAGGGGCACCUGGAUCCCCGGGGCCACCAGGACCUGCAGGACCAGCUGGACCACCAGGCUAUGGACCCCAAGGAGAACCAGGUCCAAAGGGAGCCCAAGGAGUCCCUGGAGCCCGGGGACCACCUGGAGAAGCCGGUCUUAAAGGGGAGCCAGGUGUAGCAACACCAGUUCCAGGUCCCCCAGGCCCUCCAGGACCCCCUGGUCAGGCUGGCCCCCGAGGUCUACCUGGUUUGCCUGGACCUGUGGGAAAGUGUGAUCCUGGUCUUCCUGGACCUGAUGGUGAACCAGGGAUUCCAGGAAUUGGAUUUCCAGGGCCUCCAGGACUGAAGGGAGAUCAAGGUUUGCCAGGAACAAAAGGGUCGCCUGGUUGUCCUGGGGAAAUGGGAAAGCCUGGCCGUCCUGGAGAACCAGGCAUCCCAGGAGCCAAGGGAGAACCAGCCCGGGGUAGGCCUGGGGAGCCAGGAAAACCAGGCCUUCCAGGAGAAAGAGGCAAUCCUGGGGAAAAUGGAGAUAUUGGACUGCCUGGGCUCCCAGGACUCCCUGGAACUCCAGGAAAAGAUGGAUUUGAUGGGCCUCCAGGAGACCCAGGACAGCCUGGACCACCUGGAGCAAAAGGACCCCCAGGGAGGUGCACACAGGGACCCAGGGGCGCCCAAGGACUUCCGGGCUUAAACGGAUUGAAAGGGCAACCAGGUAGAAGAGGUGAUACAGGGCCAAAGGGAGACCCUGGCAUCCCAGGCUUGGAUAGGUCAGGAGUUCCUGGACAACCUGGACCACGAGGAAUGCCAGGUCAUCCAGGUGGGAUGGGACCACCUGGCCAAAUAGGACCUCCAGGACCUCCAGGAUUCCCAGGAUUACCAGGCGAGAAAGGAGAGGUUGGAAUGAUGGGCUUUCCUGGACCCACUGGACCUCCGGGGCCUCCUGGGAAACCAGGCUCAGAGGGGCAGAGAGGUAGUCUUGGAAUCCCCGGAAUCAAAGGGGAAAGAGGACGCCCGGGAGACAAAGGUGAACGAGGAGAGAAGGGGAUCCCUGGGCCUUCCCACCUACCGCACUUAAAGGGGGACAAAGGAGAACCUGGAAUCAAAGGAUUUGUAGGAAAUCCAGGUGAAAAAGGAAACAGAGGCAUUCCAGGAUUACCAGGUCCAAAAGGCCUUGCGGGACUGCCUGGACUACCGGGCCCUCCAGGCCCUAGAGGAGAUAUGGGGAGCAGUGGAAAUCCCGGAAGACCAGGACCCCAAGGCAUGCCAGGAAGCAUGGGGAACAUGGGUAUGCCAGGCCCUAAAGGGAAAAAAGGAACUUCGGGAAUGCCGGGUCUAGCUGGAAGACCAGGCCUGCCAGGGAUCCAUGGUCCCCAAGGAGACAAGGGGGAGCCAGGUUAUUCAGAAGGUGCAAGGCCAGGACCACCAGGACCAAAGGGCGAUCCAGGAUUGCCAGGCGACAGAGGCAAGAAAGGAGAGAGAGGCCCACCGGGGCCACCUGGACAACCGGGGCCUGCUGGACCUGAUGGAGCCCCUGGGAGUCCCGGGAGUCCUGGCCACCCAGGAAAACCCGGUCCUGGUGGUGAUAUGGGUCUUAAAGGAAAGAAAGGCUUCCCAGGCCCUCCCGGAAGCACUGGCCCUCCAGGCCCUCCAGGACUCCCAGGACUCCCUGGACCAAUGGGUAUGAGAGGUAACCAAGGACAUGAUGGAAUUCCUGGUCCUCCAGGACAAAAGGGAGAAUCAGGCUUGCUGGGGGGCUAUCCAGGCCCAAUGGGGAGCCCUGGUGUUCCAGGUGUCAAAGGAGACAGGGGAGUUCCAGGCUUGCCUGGCCUCCCUGGCAGGAAAGGUGCCAUGGGAGAUGUUGGACCUCGAGGACCCCCAGGCAUCGCUGGAGUCCCAGGACCUCCAGGUCUACCUGGGGCAAUUGUCCCUGGCCCAAAAGGAAACAGAGGUCUCCCUGGCUUAAGUGGAAAUCCAGGUAAGCCAGGUCCCCCUGGACCUCCAGGACAUAUCGUAGAUGGCAUAAAAGGUGACAAAGGAUUUAUGGGCCUACCUGGCCCCAAAGGUCUACCCGGAGCAGCAGGAGACAUGGGUCCACCAGGUCACCCGGGAGCACCAGGCACUCCAGGUCAUCCAGGUCUCAGAGGUGAUCCGGGAUUCCCUGGAUUUCCAGGCUUAAAAGGAGAGAAGGGUAAUCCAGGAUUUCCUGGAUCAAUUGGACAUCCAGGACCAACUGGGCCAAAAGGACCACCUGGUACAGCUGGAAAACCUGGAACACGAAAGGUCAUCUCCCUCCCGGGAAGCCCAGGGCCACCUGGUGCACCUGGACAGCCAGGAAUGAAAGGAGAUCCUGGGCCACUGGGACCACCAGGAUUCCCAGGACCCUGUGGGCCAAAAGGUACACCAGGCAAGGAUGGAAAACCAGGAACUCCAGGACAAGCUGGUGAAAAGGGCAGCAAAGGCUCUAAAGGUCAGCAAGGCCCACCUGGAUUGGAUGGAGUACCUGGUUUAAAGGGAAAACCUGGAGACCGGGGAACACCUGCCACUGGGACAAGACUUCAAGGCUUCAUCUUUACACGCCACAGUCAAACUGUGGCCACUCCUUCAUGUCCUGAAGGAACAAAGCCACUCUAUAGUGGGUUCUCCCUGCUUUUUGUACAAGGCAACGAGCAUGCACAUGGACAAGACCUUGGUACUCUGGGAAGCUGCCUGCAACGAUUCACCACAAUGCCAUUCUUAUUCUGUAACAUCAAUAAUGUAUGUAAUUUUGCAUCACGAAAUGAUUAUUCAUACUGGCUGUCAACACCAGCUCUGAUGCCAAUGGACAUGGCUCCAAUUAGUGGCAGAGCUCUUGAACCCUAUAUUAGCAGAUGUACUGUCUGUGAAGGUCCUGCAAUGGCCAUAGCUGUUCACAGUCAAACCACUGUUAUCCCGUCUUGUCCCCAUGGCUGGGUUUCUCUCUGGAAAGGUUUUUCCUUUAUUAUGUUCACAAGCGCAGGCUCGGAGGGUGCUGGACAAGCGCUGGCAUCGCCCGGCUCCUGCCUGGAGGAAUUCCGAGCCAGUCCGUUUAUAGAAUGCCACGGACGAGGAACAUGUAGCUACUACUCAAACUCCUAUAGUUUCUGGCUGGCUUCACUGAACCCAGAGAGAAUGUUCAGAAAACCUAUUCCCUCAACCGUGAAAGCGGGAGACUUAGAAAAAAUUAUAAGCCGCUGUCGGGUGUGCAUGAAGAAAAGACACUGAAGAAAUCAAAGAAAAUAGAACCACUUUUUCUUCCUUCUUACAUGACAAAAUCAUAACCCUGAGCACGUCUUUUUCUCCAACCUUACAAAGUUGCUCUGUGAGGAUUUCGUAGUGAAGAGUUUCACCACACAAGAAAGCAUUUCAUUCAAGAGAGUCUGUGAUGUCAGUCUCUAAACUUGUUGGUUUCAAAGUUCCCCGAGGAAAGGCAACAGCUUUCCACAAAAUGUCACUGAAGUCACAUUCCACUUGUACCCUAAGCACUGACUAAAUGGUGACUGUGUGAAGCUUGACCUACAAGCUAAGAGAGACUGGCUCCAGGGAUCCACAAUGUGUUUCUUGUCUCCCACUCUUGACGCAAGGAGUGUGGUUUCCUUCCACCACCUUCCCGAGACCGUGGGAGAUGAGGACAUACAGAAUCCAAGCACACCAAGAAAAGAACUGGAUGGUCAGAAAUGUUACAUGGUAUAAGGCCUAAGAACCCAGGGAAAAUGAGGCUCGUGAUGUUCUAGGACUCAUUUAAAUAUUCCCAAAGCUAGGACCAAAGGAAGCUUCCUGAAGGGAGACCUAACAGGCAUGGAUAUAAAGUACAAUUUCGUUUUCUAUUUUGCUGACGAUGUCUAUUUGCUUGUUCGCUGAGCUCAUUUUACUAUGUCAAUAGAGUCAAAGCGAGUUAAACGUUUACCCUUAGGAAGCUAAUUUUUAGGAGGAUGUUAUACACAUACAUUGGAAUAUUCUCUUUAUUGUUUCCAAUGUACUCGAAAGUAACAAGGAAAGUUCUUUCUAGAUGUGCACUUUAUCCCCACUUCUAUAAAUACUGAUCUUAAAUAAUUUUAUCAGUAGUUCAAUAACCCAGGAAAGAAGGCGAGGAGGCCCUUGCUGGUUUACCAGAUUCCAAACAUUUUUCUUUGUUCCAAAUAGUUCAUAACAUGUUUUCACAGACUGGUUCCUUUGUUAGUUUUCCAACUUUUCCUUUGGAAAACACACACACAAACACACACUCACCACAUUUUUGUUAUAUAUUCUCACCAACCAUGUGGAGAGAGACCCAUAGAUGAAAACCUUACUGUACACAGCUUUUAAUUAUAUUGACACAUUCCCAAGUUCAUUUAAUUCAGAUGAACAAGUAUCUUCUUCAGUACCAAUCCCUGGCCCAUAGACUGUGCUGGGGGUAAUGGUGGCGCAGUGAAAGAGACUUGUUUCUGAUUUACUCUCCAAUAAGGCAACUUAUUCUGCAUAUAAAUAGUCUCAUACAUGCAAGACACCCACCUCCAAGCCCCCACCCCACCCCUGCACCAAAUCCAACCAAACAAAAAGAGCCUCAUAUAUGGGUGUGGCUCUCUCCAAUUGUUUUUCCUUUACUACUGUUUUUGUUUUUCUUCACAAUUCAGCAGGCUUGAUAAAAGGUUUAAAAAUAAGAACUAUGGGACUGGUUCAGCCAUUAAGCGCACUUGCUGCCUUUACAAAAAACCCUGGUUCAGUUCCCAGUACCCAAACUGGGUGUUUCUCAGUGGCCUGUACCAGGGGAUUCAAUGCCCACUUCUGGCCCCUGCACACACAGCCACAUACACACAUAGGCAAAUUUUUAAAAAUUUAAAAAUAAGAUCUAUGCCCAGGGUAAAUUCAAAACCUCUAACUUCUCUUAGGUACCACAGAAGCUAAAGUUGUAGCACUAUUUGAUGACUCAUAGAGGCUGGGCAUUGAGAGGCAAAGCUUUGACUACAUUUCUUGAUCCACCAAGGUGGAACUGAUGGUGCUGAUAUUUAAGUUCAGGCUGGUGCUGUGAACCACUGCUUUGGUAUUGGAAAAUGCAACCCAAGAGCAUAGCCAAGGGUUGUCAUACUUCACCACUCAUGUGACUGCUGCCAAGACACUUUUUACACCUGAACUAAGACAUGCGACAUCUCAUUUCAAUCAUCUAUUUCACCUGAGUUUUCUGUUCAAAAAACACCCUCCUGUCCCAGUUACACUCUAUCAGUGAAAAGAAGAAACUAGUCUCUGUGGCCAGAGGGAUCCCCAAGUAGAAGCAGCGGUACCCAGGAGCUUGUAUAAAUGCCAAUUCCAGAACAUUCUAAACCUGCAAAAUUAGAAGUUGUAAUUGGAAACCAAGAAAACUGUGUUUUGCUUUGAUGAGAAGUAUCUCAUUAUAUAGCCCAAGCUAACCCCCAAAUCACCCCAAUUUUUCUGCCUCAGCCACCCGGAAUUUUGUUUCAAAAGCUUUCCUCGUGCUCUGGUGCACUCUACUCACUAGGCAAACACCCAAGAAACUGGCCACAAUGCUCUUACCUUUGCCUCUUUUAAAAACUCACAGGUGACGUUCAGGGUAAUCUCUUUUACUACCAGACUGGUGCUGAAGUCAAAUGGCUGCCCUCAUUUGCCCAUAGGCCUCUUUGGACUCCUGUCCUCUUAUCAGUAUUUAGCUUCUGGGGAAAGACAGGUAAUACUGAACCCCUUAAUUCCCAACAAAGCCAUAUCAACAGUUAUUCAACCAUACUUCUAAGAGUGACCAUUAAAAUACAGCCCGUGCAUAUUACUUCCCAGGUGUUUAUGAGUAAAUUAUAAAGUUAAAUUUCAACUUCCUAUGUGGCUGGGGAAAUGGCUCAGUGCUUAAGAAUGCUGGCUUCUGUGCAGAAGACUCCAGUACAGUUCCAGAUACCCAGGUCGGGCAACUCACUCCAGCUCAGAGGGAUCCAACUGGUCUCCAAGGUCACCCACACAUCGGUGGCAUUCAUUA
Messenger RNA from Meriones unguiculatus (Mongolian gerbil), 7810 nucleotides. RefSeq names its product collagen type IV alpha 3 chain (gene Col4a3). Lineage: Eukaryota; Metazoa; Chordata; Mammalia; Rodentia; Muridae. Bases 58 to 5079 code for a protein of 1673 amino acids. Gene Ontology annotation, cellular component: basement membrane; collagen trimer. The record is from RefSeq and is a predicted model, not a curated record. Gene Ontology annotation, molecular function: extracellular matrix structural constituent. The transcript is spliced from 52 exons.